This is a messenger RNA of Plasmodium vivax (malaria parasite P. vivax), 728 nucleotides long. RefSeq lists its product as hypothetical. The record is from RefSeq and is a predicted model, not a curated record. The coding region runs from base 154 to 555 and encodes 133 amino acids. Lineage: Eukaryota; Apicomplexa; Aconoidasida; Haemosporida; Plasmodiidae. The transcript has 2 exons.
GACUGCCCGACUGCUCGACUGCCUGGUGGGGGAGCUCAGAAGCGCAUCGGAGAAGGGCAGCGGAGAAGCGCAGCUGUGUACACGCAUAUUCCCUCAUCUGUCAUUUUUACUCUUCUCCGUUUCUUUUCACUCCCCCCACGGCAAGCGGCCAAAAUGCUCGCCCUGCUGAGGAACACCCUCCGAAGUGCAAAGCGCUUGGGCAACAUGAAGCUGUUUUUAAGAGAAGAGGACUACCCCCCGGGGGGGGAACCAACGACUCAUGGGGCCACUACACUCAAGUCCGUUUAUGGGUCCCCCCAUUCGAAAAUAUUCUUUAACGACGUUAACAUUUUAGUGGAGGGUCAGCGCACGGAGGAGAAGAACCCCACGUUGCUGUUUAAUAAAGUUAGAAAUGACAAGCGGCAUAGGAAGCGGGCCUUCCAGAAAAGGGGCUACUGGAAGAAGCUGCACUACUUCACUCGCAAGGCCAACAUGAUGAGCUUCGCCUUCAAGAUGCAAAAUAUCGAUUACGAAAAAAUGAAGAAACUGAAAAGGGGGGAAGUGUAUUCCACGUAGGAAGAGAGGACCGGACCCCCGCUGCAGGAGAUGCAACUCCCCUCCCAUUUGUUUCACCAUCGGCAUGUCUGCGGAAUUUUUUUUUUUUACCCUCCAUCUUAUGACUGCGGGAUGGCUACUUUUCUUUGGUUGGUGUGCACUUCCAGCUGAGAAGUGGGAUGCCAGUGGAAAGG